This is a messenger RNA of Paramecium sonneborni, 503 nucleotides long. The record is from the annotation of a GenBank genome assembly. NCBI's taxonomy places the organism in Eukaryota, Ciliophora, Oligohymenophorea, Peniculida, Parameciidae.
AUGAACUUUGAUUCUAACUGUUCUUUAAACAAUUCAAAUAUUGAUUUCUUUGAAAUAUUUCAUAAUAGCAAAAGUUAAUUCAAUUAAACUAACUCAAAAUCGGAUUAAAUAGAGGAAUUAGAUCCUAAAGUAUAAAAUGAAACCAAAAAUAUUCCCAAAAACAUAGGAGUGUUGCUUAAAAAUUAUUUAAGUAAUGAAUUAAAUUAUUUUUUAUAGAAAAAAAUCAUCCAAAAUCAUCUGAAAAUAAUUCUUCUAUAAAAAAAUUUAUUCUAAAAGGUAUCUAAAAAAAAAACUACAUCCGUAAGGAUUUCAAAACUUUGUUUUAAAAUGAAGAAGCUAGAAAGAUAUGUUCAGAAUAUUUUUCAAGCUUUGAAUUAAUUCAAGAUGUGCUAUAGUCUAAAAAAAUUGGAAAUGUAGAAAUCGUGCUGAAAUAUAUUAAGAAAUUAUUUUUAGCUACACGUGAUCCUAAUACACUAUCUAUACUUAAAUACCAAAAAAAUUGA